AUGGAUCCUACCGAAGACAUUGAAGAGCACAAGCAACAUGCUAGAUUUGAAAACAAGGACGAGUUUGUAGCCCUACGCGAUCAGCUCUUCGCACUCGAUAUCCACGAAACGGAGGCACCCGACGAUGGUCAUAUGGUAAUGCAAAAGCUUGUCAACAUCUUCAGCUCGUAUCAGGAGCAGCCUUACUUAUGGGAUCCGUAUCUCGAGGAUUUGUUGGCUCCGGCUGUGAACAGGCUCAAGGACCACGUUAUCGAGUUUCACAAGGAUCCCAAUAGGAAAAUAAACACCCUUCGGAUGCGUAUGUUCUCCGAGUUCUUGUACAACUUCAUGAAACUGCGAGGCUACAAAACACUCACAAGAUUCUUUCCUCACGAAAUCUCCGAUCUCUCCAUCACUCUCGACUAUAUCACCUCCCCAGAGUCGCCAGCCGAACGAGUGGACGCGUGGGCACUACGUUACAUCAUCCUUCUAUGGCUCUCCCUUGUCUGCAUGAUCCCAUUUGAUUUGGAACAGUUCGAUGAAGUUGGCAAGGCUGGAGAGACAGCAUCACGUAUUGAACAAGUUGGCAAGCAAUACUUGACUAGGGCUGGUAUCGAUCGCGAAGGAGCAGCAAUACUGCUCUCCCGAUUCUACAUGAGGCGACCUAUGGGCAUCUGUCGAGCCCUGUGUGAAGUAACAAAACUCGGAUCAGCGGAGCAAGUGAAGGAUCAUAGAGGACUCCUGCUAAGUUUCUCCGGCAUACUGGAAAGCAACGAGAGCCUUAUGGGUAAUACGAUCAUCCGCAAGUUCCGCACCAAACUCGUAUCUCGGACUGUCAUCCGUCUUCUCCCCGCGAAGACACGGCGUUUACGUGCCAAAGGGCGAGCUCUCGCAGACGAGCAUGGCGCUGACUCAGAGGACGUCUUCGAGGAGGACGACUUUGAAGCGCCUGAAGAGGUCGAAACGGUCCUUGAGGAUCUGUUCAAGGCGCUUCGGGACAAGGAUACAAUCGUCCGCUAUUCCGCUGCCAAGAGCAUAGCUCGCAUCUCUGAGCGUCUUCCUGCCGACUUCGCUGAACAGGUACUGGAGCAAGUGAUGCACCUCUUCACCAUCCACUCAGCUGCUAUCGCGAGCUUGUACGACAUGCCGAGUAUUGCGGAGGCGACAUGGCAUGGCGCGUGCCUGGCGUGCGCGGAGAUGGCCCGCCGCGGUCUCAUACCUGACGAGCGUCUCGCAGAGCUCAUCGGAUGGUUAGGAAAGGCACUGUACUUCGAUAUCCGCAAGGGAGCUCAUUCAAUAGGCUCGAACGUGCGAGAUGCGACUUCAUAUGUCCUCUGGUCACUCGCUCGAGCACAGAGUAUAGAUGCACUGCGACCGCAUGCUCUGGGCCUUGCAAGGCAGCUCGUGAUAGUAUCACUGUUCGACCGCGAGGUCCAUAUCAGACGCGCAGCAAGUGCAGCCUUUCAGGAAUAUGUGGGAAGAACUAGCCUGUUUCCGCAUGGCAUAGAUGUCCUGCGAAAAACAGACUUCUAUGCGGUCGGAAUUCGCAAGAAUGCUUUCCUAGUCGCCGCUCCGGAGGUAGCGGUACACGACGAGUAUCGCGACGAGCUAGUGAAUCACCUUAUCAACGUCACACUACGACAUUGGGAUCCAGCCAUGAGGCAGAUGGCGGCGCAAUCCCUGAGCGCAAUUUGUCAGCUCGACUUGGUCAACCUUGGACCAGCUGCUGCCACCCGAAUGAUCCAUCUCCUGCAUCCGCGUUCAGAUCCGGGUGACAUCCAUGGGGCCCUGCUAGCUCUCACAGAGCUUGGAUCCGCUUUCCAUGGAUCGCCUUUCAAGGAGCAACUAGAACCGGAGCGUCGCAAGCUUUUUUCAGCUCUAUCUAAUGUUCCACUCACACUGAUCAAGUCAGUACGCCAAGACCUCGUCGCUGCCGCCGCCUGCCAGCUCAUCGCCGCCGCCAUUUCCACCUCCGAGACACAACAUAACCACACGUCCGUUCCGUUCUGGCGCCAGGUCGUUGACACUGGUCUUCGGAGCAAGACACAGACGGUUCAGGAAGCUGCUGCGGUUGCACUUGCGGCAGUCAGCCACCUCGUCAACUGUUCCGCCGUCCUCGAGCGGCUCGUGAAAGAGUUCGAAAAGGGAACAUCACACAUGCAGCAGAGCCUCGCCCGCGUCCUCGGUGUUCUGGAUUACGCGGCCUACCCACAUGGGGUUCAAGCCGCCGUUCAAUGUCUGCUGCGGAUGGUCGACCGGAAAGGAGGCACGGCGAGCGCCGACAUCGAGGCCCGGCGGAAUGCAUUCAGCGCGAUGCCGCUCAUCCUGUCCACCGUCUCCGGCGAUCUACUCUCCCACCUCCCGCCGGCGCUCGUGUGCGCGAUGACGGACGCGCUCCUCAACGGCCUCACGGACUACUACAGCGACGAGCGCGGGGACGUCGGCUCAUGGGCGCGCAUGGCGUGCGUGCGCGCGCUGACCGCGUUCGCGCGCACGCUGUGCCCGUGCGCGCCCGCGCUCCCGCUCGCGGCGUACUUCCCCCCGGAGCGCUUCCACGACGCCCUGGGGGGCAUCAUCAAGCAGGGCGUCGAGCGGCUCGACAACGUCCGGCAGGCCGCGGGAGAGUGCGUAUCCGAGCUGCUGGUGCUCCCGCCGCCGGCGGAGGCGGACCCGGGACCGUGGAAGAUCCGGUGCGAGGAGAAGAUGAAGCGGCUGCUGUUAGACGAAAAGGAGCUUCCGCAGUGGAGCAACGGGGCAUGGCUGUUCCCGAGGGCGGUGCAGGUGCUCGACAUCGAGCGGUACCGGGCGCAGGUGCUCGCGGGGAUUGUGUUGAGUGUGAACACGAAGACCGACAGUACGCAACGGCCGGUGACGUCUGCACUGGUGGGAUGGGCAUCGAAGCUGCCGGUUGCAACCUACGAGCCGGACCGCUACGAUCUCCGGGGGCUCGUGCGUGAUCUGUUGGCGCAGGCCAUGGUUAACACUGCGUCAAAUGCUGCGGUUAUCCCGGUGAUCCAGACAUUCAACGUCCUGUUGGAGGCCGAUGUCUUCGAAGAGCUACAACAUGACGUGGAGGGUUUGAAAACAAUACGGUCCUUGCACAAUCUUGUGACGAGGAACGCUUCGAGGUUGAAGCUCCCGCAGCGCAUAAACGUAUCCAUGAAGUGUUUGGUCAACCUGUUGACCCUCUCUGAGGUGCAAAAGGAAUGUAUCAAACCUCUUGAGGCAUAUAUAAACCAUCAAUAUCCCAGGAUACGAAUUGAGACGGCCGAGUACUUGUAUCUCACGCUGUCUAGCCGAGAGACCGGCAUGGAAACCGAAGACGUGGAAGAAAUCUUGCUUGAGACAGAGUGGGGUUUGAAAGAGGAGCCUGGAGGAACUUCCGUGUCGCAAGCUGCCAACAAAUGCCUCGCUUUGCUCGCAGAGAAACUGCCCACGUAG
Messenger RNA from Epithele typhae, 3420 nucleotides. RefSeq names its product ARM repeat-containing protein. Gene Ontology annotation, biological process: post-chaperonin tubulin folding pathway; tubulin complex assembly; microtubule cytoskeleton organization. Bases 1 to 3420 code for a protein of 1139 amino acids. The record is from RefSeq and is a predicted model, not a curated record. Gene Ontology annotation, molecular function: GTPase activator activity; beta-tubulin binding. The transcript is spliced from 19 exons. NCBI's taxonomy places the organism in Eukaryota, Fungi, Basidiomycota, Agaricomycetes, Polyporales, Epitheliaceae.